Messenger RNA from Salvelinus sp. IW2-2015, 4305 nucleotides. Lineage: Eukaryota; Metazoa; Chordata; Actinopteri; Salmoniformes; Salmonidae. The record is from RefSeq and is a predicted model, not a curated record.
CACCUCUCUUAUCUACUCACCCCCCUAUCUCCUUUCUUCUCUGCAUUCUUUUUUAAAACCAAAGCGCCCAGUUUUAGUGAUACAACAACACCACGUUUAGUAGCCAAACGUAGCCCAAAUAAUGUUUUUAUACGCGGAAGUAUAAGUGAAAGUAAAAAUAGCUAAAGCUACACGAGCUCACUGCAAUAGGACGCGAGAAAGAUUUUGGGGACAAGAUAUCCUUCAUGUUGGGACAUACCAGUGAUGGGGCAGAAUCACACCCUGUGACAUGGCUUGUACAAGGCAAUCUGCUUUAAAGUACAUUCAAAAUGGAAGGAGACUCCUUGUUGAAAGGCUCCAGAAUCUGUCCCUCGUUGUGGAAAACCUGUUCCAGCGCAAGGUUCUUCAAGAGGAGGAAGUCAGUAAAAUUCAGGCAGAAGUUGACCGUUUUGACCAAACCAGAAAAAUACUGGACUGGGUCACGGCCAAAGGAGAAGCUGCAUGCUACGAGUUACUGAUGAUUCUAGACAUCACAAGGAAGAGGACCUUAGACAACGCUGACUUACAGCAAUGGAUAAGCUGCUUCCCCUUCAAGGAAGACCCAGAGAUGACAGACUACCUUGUUGGUUCAAAACCCUGUCACAGAUAUCAGUCACAGCUGAAAUGUAAAGCUCGGAAGAUCACAGAGGGUGCAUGGAAACAAAGCUCUCGUCUCCUACCAGUGAGGAAUAGAAAUGAGGUGACUUUCUCUUACACUCCUCUUGUGUUAGAUACAGACGUGCCUUCAUCUCUCUCUAAAAUCGAAACGAAGAGCAAAAGAUGCAAGAAAGCUCGCCCUAAAAAGCUAAAGAGCUUCAUCCCCAUGGCCAAACAGGAAACGUCCCCGGCUGACCUGCUUAAAACACCCAUGAGAAGGAUCCUCUUAUUUGGAAAACCUGGAAUUGGAAAGACAGCAGUCGCCCAUCAAAUGUUGAACCUCUGGGCACAGAAAGAUCACAGAGAACUAGAUUACAUGUUUUAUUUUGAUGUGAGAGACAUUUCACCCAGCACAAAUCCCAUGAGACUGGAGGACCUUCUCUUUAACAUGUACAGUGAGCCAGAAGAAAGUAGAGAAGAAGUGUUACAGGAUAUMAAGAAGAACUCUGAAAARGUUGUCAUKAUUUUUGAUGGAAUCACAGACCUCUCCURUCAUUCYGUAAUAAAGAAACUUGUGMWCAAGGACCUCCUCCCUGAUGCAAAGAUUGUGAUCACAUGCAGACCAGAGGUWCCAUCAGYAGACUUCCUGACAGACUGGCCCUCGUUCAGAGUGGAGGUGAAAGGGUURAGUAAUGAGUCCAUCCGGGCUUACUUAARAAKGAUGCUGAGUGCUGAGCCUAACCCUACGCCAAACCAUGACUCCUUGAGCAGUGUGUUAAACAACCUAGAGUUGUUCAGUCUGUGCCAUGUCCCGAUGUAUGCAUUGAUGGUGGUUGCCUGCAUUUAUUAUUCUACCCCAGAGGCUUCUAAGCAGCCAUGGCCUACAACUAAGAUGUACAUCAACAUCCUCCGUUACUGCAUCCUAAAACACAGUGGCAAACAGARGAACGAUCUCYACAAGUGUCURGUAGAAAACAGAGAYAAAAUAUUGUCUUUAGCAAAAAUUGCUUUUGAUGCAACACAGCAAAAAACYAUGAACUUGACAGAACUGAGCUGCGAACUAAGCAGUGUCCAGUUUUCUUUCUUGGGGGCGCUUAUGAUUAUGGUCGAGCCCACAGUCUCAGACACUUACUCUGCAUUUCUCCARUACACAAUGCAGGAGUUCUUUGGUGCCCUUUGGCUCUUACAGAAUCCAGACAAAAUCAGAGAGGUUCUASAGAAGUGCCAGACUGAYGAAUGGAAACACACAAAACACAUGGUUCCUUUCYUYUGUGGGCUUCUGAAUGAGAGGAAUAUUCAAUUGGUAAAUGGUCUAGUUCCAGCUCAACAGAUCAAGAAGACGUCAGAUUGGUUCUUCAAGGAAGUGGUGAACACAUUUCUUCCACUUCAAACAAACCAAGAUCAUGCAGAAGGUGYUGCUCCUGAGUUUGAGAUAGAUCUUCUGUUUUUAUGUCAGUGCUUGUAUGAAUCUCAGUCUACUGAGGCCUGUUUGUUUCUUCUGGACAAACUGGACUACAAUCUAGACCUGGAUGAAGAACAUCUUGAUCCUCACCAGUGCUGUGCAGUCUCCUAUAUGAUCAGUCAGUCUGCAGAGAGAAAGGUCGGCUUGGACCUGAACAGCUGCACUGUGUCAGACCAAGGACUAAGGCUGAUACUGGCCUCCCUGAAGAAUGUCCGAUAUCUCAGAUCUGACCCCUCAAUGCUGUGUCAACUCUGGACAACUUUGCUGAGCGGUGAGGCAGACAUUGACUUCACCAGCUUACUUGGUCUCUGUGGAAAUGAGUUGCGCCUUCCAUUCCUGGGUGAAAGACGAGUGUUUGAGAGAGCAGAAGAAGUGAUGAAGCAGAGCCUAGAGAGGGUUAACCUCCUUCUACACUGGGAUCGGACAACUCUUCUCAGUGAAGCUCUCAGCAAGACCAUUUUAAAGUGUUUGACACAUAUCAACAAACUCAGUUUUACCCCACUACAACAUCAGAGAGGAUCCCCUGAAAAACUAGAGAAAGAAGAAAAAGCAGUCCUACUAGAUUUGUGUCUACAAGCAGGAUUAUAUCACAGAGAAACGUUCCAGGGUGCUGUGAACACACUGCUGUCACUGUUUUCUGUGUAUCAAACUGAAAGAUAUGACAUCCUGCUGGAUCUGUACUCACAUGUGAAGUACAAUAGGAAACAAGCAGGCAGAAGUAUCCUUCCAUCAUUGAGACCACUUUACCAGCCAGCUCCUGCAGUCUGGUCCAUAGACCUCUCAGAGAGAAAGGCCUCCCUCCUCCUAGAAGUGCUGAAACUUCAACCAGAGAAGAAAUCUGUAGAGCUGAAGUACUGGUCAGAUGAAGAGAGUGAAGUGAGGAGUUUCCUUCAGUGUCUGCCCUACAUCUCACAGCUCAGGAUUGCUCCACCACAGGAUCAGAGAAGAUCCCCUGAAGACUGGAGAAAGAGAGAGAAGACAUUCCUACUGAAUCUGUGUCUUCAAGCAGCCCUCCAUGAGAGAGAAACCAUACAAACAACUGUAGAGAAAGUGUUGUCACUGUCUGAAGUUUAUSACGAUCGGAAAUGGYYUCUCCUGCUGGAUCUGUACUCACAUGUGAAGGACUAUGAGACUCAAACAGGCAGGAGUGUCCUUCCAGCAUUACAGCCAGUUUACCAGUCAGCUCCUGCAGUCUGGUUCAUAGACCUCUCAGAGAGAAAGGCCUCCCUCCUCCUAGAAGUGCUGAAACUCCAACCAGAGAAGAAACCAUUAGAGCUGAAGAUCUGGUCAGAUGAAGAGAGUGAAGUGAGGAGUUUCCUUCAGUGUCUGUCCUACAUCUCACAGCUGAGGUUCUAUCCAUUGUGGUCAAAUCCCUCAAAGCGGAUCAAGUUCCUGGUUAAUCUCCUGUCUCAAGCAGCAGAGUGGGAUGAGCAGACAGGAGAGAAGACACUGAAGCUGGUAUCAUCAAUGUGUACUUACUGCAACUUUCCUUAUCCCUGUGGAGCCAAUUCUAUACAGAGUGAUUUCCUGCUGGAUCUGUACUCACAUGUGAAGGACUAUGAGACUCAAACAGGCAGGAGUGUCCUUCCAGCAUUACAGCCAGUUUACCAGUCAGCUCCUGCAGUCUGGUCCAUAGACCUCUCAGAGAGAAAGGCCUCCCUCCUCCUAGAAGUGCUGAAAUUCCAACCAGAGAAGAAACGAGUAGAGCUGAAGGGCUGGUCAGAUGAAGUGAGGAGUUUCCUUCAGUGUCUGCCCUACAUCUCACAGCUGAGGUGAGUCUGAACAUGUGUGGUGGUUCGUGAUUAUGUGAUGCUAGUGGUUAUUAUCUUGUAGAAACAUUUGACAUAUAAAACUUCAAGUGUUGGUAAAUCGUGUAGUGGUAUUGUUAGAGAGGGGUAAAGGUAAAGAUUUUGUUCGGGCGCCGGGCAGGUAUUAACUCUGCAGAAAGGAAAAGAAUAGGAUAGAGAGAGACCCACUACCAGACACACACACAUCAGCAGAAGAGACUGUCUAGAGUAUAGCCUGUUAGCCAGAUAGCCAGUGGAGAGAAAAGAUAAGACAUACCAUAUAAAACACCCAUCACAGCACAGGGGUAACCCCACCAAUAAUACCUCAUACAAUAAUGAUGGCAGAGCAAUUUAACGGCAACUUCAUAGAAACAAUUUACAGAAAGAACCCAGUCAUCAACAUUAGAGGAUUUGCAGUAAUCUGUAUUACCUCUCAGUGGA